AUGUUCAUCACGAUCUUGACGACAUCGAUAACGGAAUCGGGAGCGAGAGCUAUACCAACGACGAACAUAUCGGUAGGCCUAACCGAAGUUUUGAAAAACGAUGUGCAAACGUUAAGAAACCUAGUGCAAGAUACGUGGGAUAAUUACACGAUUGAAAGGUUUAAUAACUCGCGACAUUUUAUGAACCACCAAACUCACCCAGAUCUUGUACAACACACUGAAGCUUUCACUAGAAAUUUGUCAGUGACCAAGCAUUUUGCAGAGUACUUCAGUGAUCUAAUUAGCUACACCGCUGGUAUGAAGUGCGUCAACGAUACAGAGGAACUGCUGUCGUUACCGAACAAUUUUAUGGACGCUUGUCGAGAUAUUAUUAGAGCAAUCAUCCAUGUGAAGCACAGUAUUCACAACUAUCUUCAGUAUAACGGUGAGGGCAGCCUUCUGACUAAUAUUACUGGCGGUGAAUUCAAUUGUUCUGGAUUGUCAGAUAGUGUUAGUGACGUCAAUCGCAUCGACCAGAACGCCAUCAUACUUGAUAACUUUUCGUUAUUCAUGAGUGUAAUGUAUAAUGACGUCAUAAAAUUACAUGCUUGCACUGAUAAACCUGAAGCUUAUGCUGUUUGUCAAAGUGUAUGA
This is a messenger RNA of Anneissia japonica, 633 nucleotides long. RefSeq lists its product as uncharacterized. Lineage: Eukaryota; Metazoa; Echinodermata; Crinoidea; Comatulida; Comatulidae. The transcript is spliced from 4 exons. The record is from RefSeq and is a predicted model, not a curated record. The coding region runs from base 1 to 633 and encodes 210 amino acids.